AUGCUUGGUUUCGCACGGAUUAUAAGGGCUUCCAUGCAGAGAGCAGCCCGCGAAGAUUUGAUAGAAUCAGCGAGAAAGCAGGGAAUUUUUUCUUCUCAAAAGCCGCGAUUCAAUAACGAUCAGGCAAACUCGCCAGAUGCUUCAAAGGAAAUAGAAAUUCUGGACUUUGAGAUGUGGCAACUAGAGGGACUCCAUACCCGAUUUGGCGAUCAACAUAGCCGAGUCUUAGGUUGCUUGAAUCUUUUGUGA
Molecule: messenger RNA, 249 nt
Organism: Botrytis fragariae
Lineage: Eukaryota; Fungi; Ascomycota; Leotiomycetes; Helotiales; Sclerotiniaceae
Exons: 2
Coding region: 1-249 (82 amino acids)
Source: RefSeq, a predicted model, not a curated record